CAGGCAGGCUCCCGGUAAGCUCGUUCAGCUCUGGCGCUAGCUAGCCUGCCUGCAUCCUCCACCGAUCCCGUCUGGUAACGCCGCUCAUGGACCGAGCCCCUCCACUGGCGCCGUAAACCCCCACCCCCCAGCUCCCUCACCCAUCAGCCGUUCAUGCCACAAGGUGUUCGGUACGCGCAGCCCGGUCUGCCGCUGCUGCGGCUCCUGGAGGUGUUGUGGUUCUCGCGAGCGGCCGCGCUGUUUCCACAGCGUGCGGAGGAGCAGCGGGUCGGAGAAGAGAAAGGAGGACAACAAACCAGGGAUAUUAUCAAUUUCAUUACUAAUUCUGAUCAGUAAUCAGCGACGUGUGGGAGAACGUAAGCUAUGAUGCGGCGUUGCUGGGCUCGAGCCGGACUGGACCGGGACAAGCGGUGCUAAGGAAGGUCACAUUGCAGGGGACCGUUGGAGAGACACCGUCACGUGACCUCUGGUACCAAAUGGUCUUCCGGCAGUGGUUUUCAGUAAGGACCGGAGCAAAAGAAGACGCUGCCACCUCUCUCAGAAAUGCAGAAGACAACAUACUACGACAACUCCGCAACGCUGUUUGGUGGCUACUCGUCCUACCAGGUGCAAGGGGCAGCAGCUGCAGCUGCAGCCGCAGCCAAUGGCUUUGGUGGCUACGAUGCCCCGGUUCCAGUGUCCCACCACCAGCCCGCCUUCCAGUCAACAACCCAUCUGGAUGUGGAUUCGUACCAGCGUUCUGCCUGCUCUUUACAGUCACUUGGCAGCAAUGGAGGCCACCAGCAGCAGCAGCAGCAGCUAGCCAAGACCAAGGAGCUAAAUGGCAGCUGCAUGAGACCCAGUCUGCCGCCUGAGCACCACCCCGUCUCCCAGGUGUCCCCCCCACUGCCCCCAAACCCAAGCAAUGGUAAUGGCACAGCUCAGCAGCCGGGGGGCGGUGUUGGGUCCUCUGCAGUCUCUAAAUCAGGCCCCAAUAAGUCAUCUAAUUCUUCCUCGUCCACAUCAUCUUCCUCAUCGUCCUCCUCUUCACUGCCGCCCAACCCAACUCUGGCCAAGCAGAUCUUUCCCUGGAUGAAAGAGAGCCGGCAAACGACCAAGCAGAAAAACUGUUCACCCAGCAACACCUCUGGAAAUGUAUCAGGAGGAGCUGAGAGUGGCAGCAGUGGGGAGAAAAGUCCGACCGGUGGCUCGUCAGCGUCCUCGAAGCGAGCUCGCACGGCGUACACCAGCGCCCAGCUGGUGGAGCUGGAGAAGGAGUUCCACUUUAACCGCUACCUCUGCCGGCCGCGCCGCGUGGAGAUGGCCAACCUGCUCAACUUGUCUGAACGCCAGAUCAAAAUCUGGUUUCAGAACAGACGGAUGAAGUACAAGAAGGACCAGAAGUCCAAGGGUUUGAGUUCCAGCUCUGGGGGACCGUCACCGACAGGCUCCCCUCCUUUGCCCAUGCAGUCUUCCGCCAGCUUCCUAAACUCAAUGCACCCCAUGGGAGGUGGAGGUGGAGGUGGGGGGCCAGCCUACGAUACCCCGUCUCCACCGUCCUUUGGAAAGAUUCACCAAGGAGUGUCUUACUCGAUGUCCACGGCCUAUUCCAAUGUGUCCAUGAAGGGCUGCCCCCCCCAGAAGUAUGGUGCCCCAGAUCCGGACUAUGGUGAUCCCCACCCCCACCACAGCCUAGUCCAGGCCAACAACACUGGCUACGGGACUCCAACCAACAUGCAGGCCAGUCCAGUCUACGUUGGGAGUGGCAGCUACGUGGAGCCCAUGCCCGGCUCGGGGCCCUCCAUGUACGGGCUAAACCAUCUCGGCCCCACACAAACCCAUCACCAAACCAUGGACUACAAUGGCGCAGGGCCCAUGUCAGCCACCAACCAGCACCACGUGGGUGGAGGGGGCCCCCAGGGUCCCUGUGACCCGCCAACACACCCGACUUACACUGAGCUGUCGGCGCACCACACUUCAACUCAGGGCAGAAUCCAAGAAGCACCCAAGCUCACACACCUGUAGCAGGUUUGGAACAAAAUGACAAUGUAGGAAAAAGAAGACAAAGCAGAACAAGUACCACAACUCACUAACAGACUAACUCACGAGGGACUCCACUGCUGCUAUGUGACAGCGGGUGUCUCAAUACAAGACAGACAACAGCCAUCCAGUGGUUUGUCCUCAUCAGCAGCCACAAAGAGCCAGAAUCAGUUUCAUGUUUUACUGCCCUCAGAAAAAUAGCAUCAGUCUGGUUUCCAGCUCCAUAUUUUACUGCUUUCUGAGAAGAACACCUCCCUGAUGGACUUGUUAGGGUCCAACUCUGAUUUUACAUCUCAGUUAGCAUCACCACAAUCAGACACUUAGCAGACGUCACAAAGAAAUCUAAUAUGAAAUAAAAAAGUGUCUGUAUUUCAGUAUUACUAACUAAUUAUCCUUUUCCCGUGGAUUUAUAAGCAUUGUGGACGUUUCUAAACAGCUUUUGUACUGCGGGAGCAAAUUGCAACAUUACAGCUAGCAUGUAUGAAAAAAAUCCCAUAAUCACCCUCUUGGAGUCACUGAGGGGUUUAAAUUUGUUCUUUGAUGGUAAAAUUUCCCCGGAAGACACAUACAUACACACAGCUCUCCUGCCUGAUAAGUGAAAUAGUUGAGAUUUUAAUGGGCAGUUAACGAGGUGGUUGGAUUUAUUAGGCUGAGCUCUCCCCCCUACAGGCAGCACGUUGUUGUCAGCAGAGCCGAGCAGUGUGGAGGACUCUUCAUCCUCCUCUCCAUCAGCUCCAUCUCUGAACAGACAUAUGUGGCUGUAGCUGGCAGCUGGGAUCAUCCUCUGAGCCCUCUGUUUCAUGAAGCACAUAAAAACCACUGGACGGCCUUUUUAUUCACUGUCUCUUUUAUCAUCCUACCUGUUUCUGUCCUGACCCGGUCAUUACUAACCCGCUAUCUAUUUUACUCUCACCAUGCUCCCAACACACACACACAACACACACACACACAUACAGCUGUUCAUCGCUACACUUACAUGCCAUCAGUGUAACAGGGUUUAGGAAGAUAUAAGCUAAAAAUCUAAACUAGCUCUCUGACACAAAUGUGUGCUGACCUAUUUUCUCCUGCAGGAUCCACACAUGCAGCUGCACUACGAUAACUUGUGUUCAUGGAUGUAAACCUGCAGCCAGAACAUGUUAGCAUGUCCGAGGACUUGAAACACACAUUUUUACUGUCUUCGUUUAGGCACAUCUUCGGAACAGGGUAAAUAAUAAGAGAAGAGAAAUAUUUAUUUGCGUUUUGAUAAGUCAUACCCCUCGCCCCCCAGGCUCGCUCUCUGUCGCACGGGAGGACAACAAUGUGUAAAAGUCCAGAUUUUUAAUGUUUUAUUUGUCUUGAUUUUUUAACGUGGAAACAGGGUAUAUAUUUCAACAUAAAUGCAUGACCCAGAGAUCUGAGCAAAUGUGUACAACGGAUUUUUAAAACAACUGGUUUCAUUUCGUCAAACUUCCCAUUACAUUGCAGGGCAUUUCACCCUCGCAGACCCCUCCCACUCGGUGUUCAGUAGCUGAUCUCCUCUGAACUCGCUGAUGUUCAGGAGUUGUUUUUAAAAGUUAAUGUUUUACACAAAUGCUUCUUACAUCUGGGCAUCAUUGUUGCACUUAGAGUUUACAUUUUGAUGGUAAAAGGUUAAAAAAAAAAAGAAUAAAAUCUUAUUUUGAGGAUGGAAGGCCUUCCAAUCAAAGAGCCUUUCGCCAAUGUGUGUUCAAGUGAACAUUCAUAUAUAAAUAUUUAUUUGUUAUAGCCAGUUUAAAAGACUUUCUUUUUUGUAUUAAUAUUAUUUAUCCUUCAUGUAUUUAUAUUGAGGAAAAAUAUUGUACUUUUUUAGUAUUUACCUGUUAUGAAAAAAAUGUGUUUCCUCUUGUCCAUUGUACUGAAGUUGCAAUUUUUUAGUUAAUGUUUUUUAGAGGAAAAUAAGUAGUUUUUAUGUUCCUAUAAAAACCCUUGUACAUAAAUGUCUUGGCUUGUACAGGGAAAAAAGUCAAGUUGGGACUGGAGACCCAUGCAUAGUCCAAAAAUAGAGACAAACCAUUAGCUGGAGAACUGAAGUUUUUCUGGAGGAAAACAGAACCUUUCUUUGUUAUUUGUAGAUCUUUUUCAUUCAUUGUUGAGAGAGUUGUAUGUCAAACAAUUCUUUAAUAAAACUUUAUGUUAUUCAGA
Molecule: messenger RNA, 4179 nt
Organism: Melanotaenia boesemani (Boeseman's rainbowfish)
Lineage: Eukaryota; Metazoa; Chordata; Actinopteri; Atheriniformes; Melanotaeniidae
Gene: hoxb3a
Product: homeobox B3a
Biological process (GO): regulation of transcription by RNA polymerase II
Cellular component (GO): nucleus
Molecular function (GO): RNA polymerase II cis-regulatory region sequence-specific DNA binding; DNA-binding transcription factor activity, RNA polymerase II-specific
Source: RefSeq, a predicted model, not a curated record